AUUUUGGCACACCACCGGAAGUGUGCCGUUUUCGAUCUCAUUCAUUCAACAAACAGUGCAGUUAUGACUGAAAUUCCUUUUUAUUUUUUCAAAUUUGCCUGGUAAAUUCGGCAAACAUGGCUACAAAACGCAAAGUAGAGGUGAUUGUCCCAGCUGAGGAGAGUGACCAGCUUCUUAUUCGUCCGCUAGGUGCUGGUCAGGAGGUCGGAAGGUCAUGCAUCAUCCUGGAGUUCAAAGGAAGAAAAAUUAUGCUGGACUGUGGCAUCCACCCUGGCUUGGAGGGAAUGGACGCUCUCCCCUACAUAGACUUGAUCGAUCCAGCGGAGAUAGACCUGCUGCUCAUCAGCCAUUUUCAUCUGGAUCACUGUGGAGCUCUGCCAUGGUUCCUCCAGAAGACCAGCUUUAAAGGCAGGACGUUCAUGACCCACGCCACUAAGGCGAUCUACCGCUGGCUACUGUCGGACUACGUCAAAGUCAGCAACAUUUCUGCAGACGACAUGCUUUACACUGAGACAGACCUGGAAGAGAGCAUGGAUAAGAUUGAGACCAUCAACUUCCACGAGGUCAAAGAGGUCGCUGGAAUCAAGUUCUGGUGUUACCACGCUGGUCAUGUGCUGGGAGCUGCCAUGUUCAUGAUCGAAAUAGCUGGAGUCAAGCUGCUGUACACAGGAGACUUCUCCCGACAAGAAGACAGGCAUCUGAUGGCAGCUGAGAUCCCCAGUGUCAAACCUGACAUCUUAAUCAUAGAGUCAACUUAUGGCACCCACAUCCAUGAAAAGAGGGAGGAACGUGAAGCUCGGUUCUGUAACACAGUCCAUGACAUUGUCAACAGAGAAGGUCGCUGUUUAAUCCCUGUGUUCGCCUUAGGACGGGCCCAAGAACUGCUGCUCAUCCUGGAUGAGUACUGGCAAAACCACCCAGAGCUCCACGACAUCCCCAUCUACUAUGCUUCAUCCCUGGCCAAGAAGUGCAUGGCUGUGUACCAGACCUACGUCAACGCAAUGAACGACAAGAUCCGCAAAGCCAUAAAUAUCAACAAUCCUUUUGUCUUCAAGCACAUCAGCAACCUCAAGAGCAUGGAUCAUUUCGAUGACAUCGGUCCCAGUGUGGUGAUGGCGUCUCCAGGUAUGAUGCAGAGUGGGCUCUCCAGAGAGCUCUUUGAGAGCUGGUGCACUGAUAAGAGAAACGGAGUCAUCAUCGCUGGAUACUGUGUGGAGGGCACACUGGCCAAGCACAUCAUGUCUGAGCCGGAGGAGAUCACCACCAUGUCGGGACAGAAGCUGCAGUUGAAGAUGUCAGUGGACUACAUCUCCUUCUCUGCCCACACAGACUACCAGCAGACCAGCGAGUUCAUCAGGGCACUCAAACCACCACAUGUGAUCCUGGUCCAUGGAGAGCAGAAUGAGAUGGCCCGUCUGAAGGCUGCACUGAUCAGGGAGUAUGAGGAUAAUGACCAGGUUCACAUCGAGGUCCACAACCCUCGCAACACAGAAGCGGUCACCCUCAACUUCAGAGGAGAGAAACUGGCCAAGGUGAUGGGCUCUCUGGCUGAUAAGAAGUGUGCUCAGGGUCAGAGGGUGUCGGGCAUACUGGUGAAGAAGAACUUCAACUACCACAUCCUCAAUCCCUCUGACUUAUCCACAUACACGGAGCUGUCCAUGAGCACAGUGAAACAGACCCAGGCCAUCCCCUUCACUGGACCUUACUCACUGCUCGUCUGCCAUCUGAGGAACCUCACUGGUGAUGUGGAAGAGCUGGAUGGAACCGAGAAAAACACUUUGAAGCUCUUUAAAAAUAUCAUUCUGAUCCAAGAGGCUGGCAUGGUGCUGCUGGAGUGGAUAGCUAACCCUCUGAAUGACAUGUAUGCUGAUGCUGUCACCACAGUAGUGCUGGAAGUCCAGUCGAACCCAAAGGCUCAGAAGGUCAUGGAGACCCAGAGUGCCAUUAUGGACAUGGACGUCUUUCAUACCCGACUAGAGGUCAUGCUGCAGGAUAUGUUUGGAGAGGAAUGUGUGGAUUUCAGGGAUGGUAAAAAUAUCUCUGUGACAGUAGAUGGGAAGACGGUUCACAUCUGCUUGGAAACGAGGUCUGUGUGCUACGAGGAUGAAUGCACAGAGGACGACUCUCUGAGAGAGAUGGUGGAGCUGGCGGUGCAGCGGCUCUAUGACGCCCUCAACCCAGUCAUCUGAGAACAGAGACGGGACUGCAGGCCAGCCGACAUGUUCAAUACCAGUUAGACAGACGAAAGUUAACAAGCAGAUUUUAUUUGUGAGCGAAACACUGAAAAUAACACGUGCACCUAAGGAUCACAGUGACUUGUCUAUCUGAUAGAUUAGUCUGACGUCCAUGUUUCUACACUACUGCGAUCUAUAGAGUUUUUCGCUCAUUCUUGUAUCACACAUACAUUUGACAAAUCACUCACAAUGUAACUUGCCUGGUCUGUUUUGGUGUAAUCAAAAGCCUUGGCAGCCAAUCGCACUCCCACCUUGUGAAUUCUAUCUGAAAAGACUAGAUUGGCCUUUUACUAAUUAAGAGAACAUUAAGGAGAGUUCCUGAUCUGUGACCAUAGAGCCACCAUCUAAGGGAAGGAAAUAAAUAAGCUAUUGUAUGUAGAUAGGAUUUUUUUAAAAUAAGAUUUUAGUGUUGUUUUUUGUCUUGCAAGCACUUUUAAUUAUAUUUAAUAAGUUAACUGUAUUUAAGUUUAAAUGCACUGAAGCUUUGUUUGACAUGAGUUUGUUACUAAUGUGCACUGAUAGGACUGACUUGUGUUUACUUAUAACUGUGAUGUGAACUGUGAAUUUCUAAAUGCACUACAUCUGUGUUCAUUGUAUAAUGUUUCAACAAAAAUGUUUUAUAAAAAUGUGUGAGUCAG
Molecule: messenger RNA, 2872 nt
Organism: Seriola aureovittata
Lineage: Eukaryota; Metazoa; Chordata; Actinopteri; Carangiformes; Carangidae
Product: cleavage and polyadenylation specificity factor subunit 3
Exons: 18
Coding region: 117-2189 (690 amino acids)
Biological process (GO): mRNA 3'-end processing by stem-loop binding and cleavage
Cellular component (GO): mRNA cleavage and polyadenylation specificity factor complex
Molecular function (GO): RNA endonuclease activity; 5'-3' exonuclease activity; RNA binding
Source: RefSeq, a predicted model, not a curated record